AUGCGGUCGAGCGACGACGACGACGACGACGACGACGACGAAGAAGAAGACGAAGGAGACGAAUCAUACGAGGCGCGCGAUGGCGACGACGACGACGACGACGUCGUCGUGACGCAACGGGACGUGAAAGCGGCGAACAUCGCGUCGCUCGUGAACGGGACGUUGGAGACGUGCGCGCGACCGUACGUGCGGGGACUGACGGUGGAGGACCCGGCGGUGACGCUGAAACGGGCGUUUAAAUCGCCGUUUCCGAACGCGCCGAAUCGGAGCGCGGAAUUGGAGCGACGGUUGGCGAGUCGACGGGUGUUCGUGCCGUGGGGGUCGAAGGCGAGCGACGUCGCGAGGGCGUUGCCGAAGCCGACGCAGUGCGCGGCGACGGAGGAGGCGAUCGUAUUGCCGGAAGGGAUCGAGGAUUUAGUGCUUUGGGAGCCGGAUCGCGAGGGUGAUGGUGGAGAGACGAGCGCGACGGCCGGUGGGGCGAGCGCGAAACCGAUCGUGGUCGAUCGCAUGCUCACGAGAUGGUUGCGACCGCACCAACGCGAGGGGGUCAAGUUUAUGUUUGAGUGCGUCAUGGGUUUGCGCGAUUUCGAAGGCCAAGGGUGCAUUCUCGCGGAUGACAUGGGUUUAGGUAAGACAUUACAAGGGAUCACGCUGCUCUGGACGCUCUUGAAGCAAGGUAUCGAUGGUACGCCCGCGGUGAAGCGCGCGUUAAUCGUCUGUCCGACGUCGCUGGUGUCCAACUGGGACGACGAGUGCAACAAGUGGUUGAAUGGGCGCGUGAAAACGUUGCCCAUUUGCGACUCCACUCGCGCUGAAGUCGUGAGCUCGGUGAAGCAAUUUCUCGCCCCGCGACAUCUCGCGCAAGUCAUGAUUGUGAGCUACGAAACGUUUAGGAUCCACUCGGACCGUUUCAACUUUGACGGCGCGGUGGAUUUGAUCAUGUGCGACGAAGCGCAUCGCCUGAAAAACGGCGAGACGCUGACGAACAAGGCGUUGUGUUCGGUACCGUGCUUGCGAAGAGUGAUGCUGAGCGGGACACCCAUGCAAAAUCACUUGGAUGAGUUUUACUCGAUGGUUGGCUUUUGCAAUCCCGGCUUGCUCGGCACCCCUCCCGAGUUCGCGAAGAAGUUUGAGCGACCCAUCUUGGCUGGACGCGAACCAGACGCGACGGAAAAGGAACUCGAACGCGCGCAAGAGGCGAAUAGCGAGCUCUCUGAUCUCGUCAACAAGUUUAUCUUGCGUCGCACGAACACGAUUUUGAGUAAGCACCUUCCGCCGAAAGUCGUGGAAGUCGUGUGCUGUAAGCUUUCGCCGCUUCAGCAGGCGCUGUACGAGCACUUUCUCACGUCAAAGGCGGCGAAUCAGGCGUUGACUGGAAAGGCGACGGCCGUGUUACCCGCAAUCACGGCGUUAAAGAAGUUGUGCAAUCACCCGAAAUUGAUUUACGACAUGAUUAAUGGCGCAAAGAACACUGGUCAAGCGGCGAGCGGAUUCAGCACGUGCGCGGAAUUUUUUACUCCCGGAAUGUACGACGGCGGCGGGGGGCGGAGUGGUCGCGGUGGCGGUGGCAUGAUGCACGGCUGGGAAGAGCACAGUGGAAAGUUUGCUGUACUCGCGCGUCUUCUCGCUAAUUUGCGCGCCGAGACUAAGGACCGUAUCGUCAUCAUUUCCAAUUACACGCAAACUCUCGACUUGGUGGGCAACAUGUGCCGCGAGCGAAACUACCCGUUCGUGCGCCUCGACGGCUCGACGUCUAUCGGAAAGCGUCAAAAGCUCGUCAAACAGUUCAAUGAUCCCACGAGUAAUUCUUUUGUGUUUCUCUUGUCUUCCAAGGCUGGCGGAUGCGGUAUCAACCUCAUCGGAGGUAAUCGUCUCGUGUUAUUCGAUCCCGACUGGAAUCCCGCCAACGACAAGCAAGCCGCCGCGCGGUGCUGGCGCGACGGUCAAAAGAAGAAGUGCUACUUGUAUCGCUUUUUGGCCGCGGGCACGAUCGAGGAGAAAGUUUUCCAGCGUCAACUGUCCAAGGAAAGCUUGCAAAACGUCGUCAACGGUUCGGGGGAACUCGAACAAUCCGUCAUGUCCAAGGACGAGUUGCGAAAGUUGUUUUCGUUGGACUGCACGACGUACUCGGAUACGCACGACACGUGCGGUUGCAAGCGAUGCCCCGCGCGGAACGGUGACGACCUCGGGUGCGACCCGGACGCGGAAUACAAGGAAUGGGAGGAACAAAUCGACGACGCAGACGAACAAAAGCUCGACGAGUGGGCGCACCAUCACCGCAUGGACAAAGUUCCCGACGAUAUGAUGAAAAAGUCGGCGGGCGAGGACGUAUCCUUCGUGUUUUCGCUCAAAGUUGAGGGCGCGGCUAUUGAUGAAUCGAAGAAAGCUCCAGCACCCGAAAAGAAGUCGGAGGAAGCGUCUGAGAAGAAGCCGACGCCGACGAUGCCGUCGCACUCGACGCGCCCACCGACCAGAUUCGUGCCGCCGGCGCGACGUCCGCUCGCGCCGCGAGUUGCGCCGCAGGCGACGGCGAUGCCGGCGUAUCAACGACCGAGUACUCUGAUCGCUGCGAAGCCAUCGGAAGGUCGCGUGCCGCCCAUGCGCGCAGCUGUGAAACCUGCCGCGAAAGCGCCCAAGAAGAAGAAGAAACUUGAGAGCGAAUCCGAAGACGAAGACACCGAGGAAGAAUCCGAACAGGAAGAAUCUGAAGCCGAGGAAGAAUCUGAAGAAGAUGAGCCAGUCGCUGAUACGGAAGGGGACGACGAUGAUGAAGUACCAGAUUCUGAAGAUGAAGACGUCGCCGACACCUCUGCGCCGCGUCAAAAGCGAUCAUCACCGGACGCGGAUGAAAGCGCGACGCGAUACAAGGCGGCGCGCCUGUCGUCCUUAACGUCAGAUCGAGGCUUUGCGGUGCCGCCGCGCUCGCCCAGCGACGAAUCCGACGGAUACUAG
This is a messenger RNA of Ostreococcus lucimarinus CCE9901, 2952 nucleotides long. RefSeq lists its product with no specific name. NCBI's taxonomy places the organism in Eukaryota, Viridiplantae, Chlorophyta, Mamiellophyceae, Mamiellales, Bathycoccaceae. The coding region runs from base 1 to 2952 and encodes 983 amino acids. The record is from RefSeq and is a predicted model, not a curated record. Gene Ontology annotation, cellular component: nucleus. The transcript is spliced from 2 exons. Gene Ontology annotation, biological process: double-strand break repair via synthesis-dependent strand annealing; reciprocal meiotic recombination. Gene Ontology annotation, molecular function: ATP binding; DNA translocase activity; ATP-dependent chromatin remodeler activity.